This is a messenger RNA of Penicillium griseofulvum, 2367 nucleotides long. RefSeq names its product small oligopeptide transporter, OPT family (gene optB). Gene Ontology annotation, biological process: transmembrane transport. Gene Ontology annotation, molecular function: oligopeptide transmembrane transporter activity. The coding region runs from base 1 to 2367 and encodes 788 amino acids. The transcript has 2 exons. The record is from RefSeq and is a predicted model, not a curated record. NCBI's taxonomy places the organism in Eukaryota, Fungi, Ascomycota, Eurotiomycetes, Eurotiales, Aspergillaceae.
AUGGAGAAGGACGAGUCUAUCGCCGUCACCACUGGUGCGAUGGUCGAUGAGACCGCGCCUGAUGAUAAGAUCAAAGCGCUGCGUGAUCUUAAGGCUCAUCACCACUGGGAUCCAAACAUGCCCGAGGAGAUUGUUGAGGAACUCGAUGAGGCCUUACAUACAUCCGACAAGCGUACCCAGGAGGUUAUCGCCCAGGAACUCCUGGACAACUCCCCAUACCCCGAGGUUCGGUCCGCUGUUCCCAAUGUCGAUGAGGGUGGAUCUGUGAAUACUAUUCGUGCCUGGGUGAUUGGUCUCCUCUUUGCGACCAUUGGAUCUGCCCUCAACAUGUUGUUCUCGAUGCGUCAGCCCUACAUUGUCAUCCCCUCAUACAUUGCGCAGGUUGUCGCUUACCCCGUGGGAAAGGCAUGGGAAAUGUGGAUGCCCAAUUACACUAUCAAUUUCUUUGGAUUCAAAGGUCAACUCAACCCUGGUGUUUUCACCAAGAAAGAACAUACCAUUGUGGUUAUCAUGGCUAACGCCACUUUCGGUGGUGGCGCCGCCUACGCGACGGAUGUCAUCUUGGCUCAGCGUGCUUUCUAUGGACAACACUUCGGCUGGGGUUUCGAAAUCCUGAUGUGUAUUUCCACACAGAUGCUGGGCUUCGGCAUGGCUGGCUUCUUUACCCGCUUCCUGGUUCAGCCCGCUGCCAUGAUCUGGCCCUCGACCCUGAUCAAUACCUCUCUCUUCGCUGCGCUGCACGAUCGCACCAAGCCGGAUCCCAGCAAGGUCGCCGGCUGGAGGAUUGGAAAGUAUCAGAUGUUCCUGUACGCCAUGAUUGGCUCUUUCUGCUGGUACUGGUUCCCCGGCUACAUUGCACCGUUCCUGAGUAUCUUUGCCUGGAUUACCUGGAUUAAGCCCAACAACGUGGUUGUCAACCAGCUCUUCGGUGGAGCGACCGGCCUCUCGCUUCUGCCAAUGACAUUUGACUGGACUCAGAUCUCUGGAUUCAAUUUCAGUCCCAUGAUUGCUCCUUGGUACGCUAUCUCUAAUACUAUGAUUGGCAUGUUCCUCUGGUUCUGGAUUGUCACUCCCGCUAUCCACUACUCCAAUCUCUUCUACGCUCAGUUCCUACCUAUGAGUGACUCCAGCAGUUACGACAACACUGGCCAUGUAUACAAUGUCAGCAAGAUUCUUACUCCUGACUAUACCUUUGACACCGCCAAGUACGAGAGCUAUUCGCCUCUGUUCCUGUCGACAACAUUCAUGCUGUCCUACGGCCUCUCCUUUGCCAGUAUCAUCGCUGUGCUUGUCCAGGCCGGCCUUUUCAACGGCCCGGAUAUCUGGGCUCGAUUCCGUCGCGUCGGAAGGGAGGAGGAAGAUGUUCAUGGUCGUCUCAUGACUUGCUACGCUACAGUUCCACUUUGGUGGUACUUGAUCGUGUUUCUGUCCAUGACCGCAAUCGGCUUUGGUGUUAUCCUUGGCUGGCCUACACACAUGAGCUGGUGGUCCUUCAUUAUUGCUCUGAUCAUCGCCGCUGUCUGGUUUGUUCCUAUUGGUAUUGUCAAGGCUGCCACCAACAUCGAUAUCGGUCUGAAUGUCAUCACCGAGUUCAUUAUCGGUUACAUGCAGCCCGGUAAACCCAUGGCCAUGAUGCUGUUCAAGACCUACGGUUACAUCAGUAUGUACCAGGGAAUGUACUUCACACAGGAUUUGAAAAUUGGUCACUACAUGAAGAUUCCCCCUCGCGUGACUUUCAUGGCCCAAAUGGUCGCUUGUUUCUGGUCCUCCCUGGUGCAAAUCGCCACCAUGAACUGGGCUCUGGGCGCCAUCAAGGGCGUCUGCGACCAGUUCCAGCCCAACCACUUUACCUGCCCCAACGGUCGUGUGUUCUUCAACGCCUCGGUCAUCUGGGGUGUCAUUGGACCCGCUCGCAUGUUCUCCAUUGGCCAGCUCUACUCGCCGCUGAUGUUCUUCUUCCUUGCCGGUGCCAUUCUUCCCGUCCUCAUCUACCUCGGUGCCCGCUACUUCCCCAAGAGCCCGAUUAAGUAUCUCAGUGCCCCCUUAAUCUUCGGUGGUGCCGGUUUAAUUCCUCCCGCUACCCCUCUGAACUACCUGUCCUGGGGUAUUGUCGGAUUCGUCUUCAACAAGUACAUCCGUGACCGCUGGCGCGGAUGGUGGAUGCAGUACAACUAUGUCCUCUCAGCUGGUCUGGAUGUCGGUCUUGCUUUGAGCACCAUUGUCAUUUUCUUGACUCUUAACUUGACCGAUACUAGCUUCCCCGAAUGGUGGGGCACCAGGAUCACCGUUGGCACUAUGGAUGUCAACGAUGCAGCCAUUCGGAACCCUAUCCCUGAUGGCCAGACCUUCGGUCCUACCAAGUGGUAG